Messenger RNA from Apis cerana (Asiatic honeybee), 1138 nucleotides. RefSeq lists its product as uncharacterized. The record is from RefSeq and is a predicted model, not a curated record. NCBI's taxonomy places the organism in Eukaryota, Metazoa, Arthropoda, Insecta, Hymenoptera, Apidae.
GGGAAUCGGACCCAACCAGUCUUAAUCUGUAUACGAAGAUCCUUUUUUUUUCUCUCUCCUCUUUAGGUCUAGAGGUACGUUGGGUCUGCUCUCUCCUUCCUCUCUCUCUCUUUUUUUUCUCUUUCUCUCCCGUGUCAUCUUCAAGAUCAUGAAGUUCGCCCCGAUCCUGUUGUUUGUCAUAGCGAUUGUUUUCGCUGCCGAGGAGAAGAAGGAAGAAGAACGUCCUAAAACGUUUAGAAGACUCAUUCCAGCAGAUGUUCUUCGCGAUUUUCCCGGUAUGUGCUUUGCUUCAACAAGAUGUGCCACUAUUGAACCAACAAAAUCUUGGGAAUUGACACCAUUUUGUGGUCGUUCUACUUGCGUACCUGCUGAUGACAACUCUGGUCGACUUUUCGAACUUGUCGAAGACUGUGGACCACUUCCAAAAGCUAAUCCGAAAUGCAAACUCUCAGAUAAAACUAAUAAGACCGCUGCAUUCCCUAAUUGCUGUCCCAUUUUCGAAUGUGAAGAAGGAGCAAAACUUGAAUAUCCAGAAAUUCCAACUUUACCACCACCCACGGAAAUUAUAGAAACUGAGAGAACUUCAGAAGAAGUUCCGACAAAAGCUUAAAAAAACAGAUCAUAAUCUUUACAAAUUAAAUUGAAGAAUCGAUUGAAUUGAAUCAGAAAUUAAAGAUUUAUUAUAAUCUGAAAUAAUAAAUUUAAUUAAAAAUACAUAUAUAUUUGUUAAAAAAAAUACAUUUUUGUCAAAAGUAAAAAAAAUUUUACUUCUAAUGAAAAAUAUUGUUUCAUUCAUUAUAUGUUUUACUGAAAUAUAUAAAAUUCUUAUAUUUAUGCGAUGAUACAAAUAUAAAAUUUCAAACUUACAUUAUAUAAAUAAAUAUAUGCAUACUAGUAAAAUCAUCAGUAAUUCGGUAUCUGUUCUAAAAUAUUGAAUUUGUUCAUUUUCCUAGUCCCGGAAACCGAAACUUACUAGAUGCUUUUGUAUGUAAUUCUAUUUUAAACAAUAAUUGUCGCGUAAACUAAUUUUGUUUUUUUUCUCUCUUUUUCAGAAAAUAGAAAAUUCUACAUGUAAUGUAAAAACAUGUGUGACUGUAAUUAUAUGUAAUUAAAUUAAUAUCUAUUUAAUUAAAAAAAA